Molecule: messenger RNA, 2406 nt
Organism: Caenorhabditis briggsae
Lineage: Eukaryota; Metazoa; Nematoda; Chromadorea; Rhabditida; Rhabditidae
Gene: Cbr-unc-103.2
Product: Protein CBR-UNC-103.2
Exons: 14
Coding region: 1-2406 (801 amino acids)
Biological process (GO): membrane repolarization during action potential; potassium ion transmembrane transport
Cellular component (GO): membrane
Molecular function (GO): inward rectifier potassium channel activity
Source: RefSeq, a predicted model, not a curated record
AUGUCGACAUCGUCCAACAAUCACAUCAUCCAACACCAUCCAACGAUAUCCCAAGCCGCACAAGUUCCAAACGCCGGAAAUAAUGUCGCGUCGCAGGCCAAACAGCUUAUGGUCGUGCUGCAGAGUGGAUCGUAUAAGGUUCUAUCACUUGGCGCCGAUGUACUGCCAGAGUACAAACUGCAGCAGGCUCGGGUACACCACUGCACAAUUGUACAUUAUAGCCCGUUCAAAGCAGUGUGGGAUUGGAUAAUUCUGUUGCUCGUCAUCUACACGGCCAUCUUCACACCGUACGUCGCCGCGUUUCUCCUUCGUGAACUGCAGGACACGACGAAGAAGUCGCGAUUUACGGAACCGUUGGAGAUUGUCGACCUGAUUGUUGAUAUCAUGUUUAUUGUUGAUAUUAUUAUUAAUUUUCGCACCACCUAUGUCAAUGAGAAUGAGGAGGUAAGAGUAUUUUGGAACUUGACACCCUUGGUCGUUUCUCAUCCGGGAAAAAUUGCGACGCACUACUUCAAAGGAUGGUUCAUCAUUGAUAUGGUCGCCGCAGUGCCGUUUGAUUUGCUACUCGUCAGCACCAACAGUGAUGAGACAACAACACUAAUCGGGUUGCUGAAAACUGCUCGCUUAUUACGAUUGGUACGGGUCGCGAGAAAACUGGAUAGGUAUUCUGAAUACGGUGCCGCCGUUCUUCUACUUCUCAUGGCGACGUUCGCAUUGAUAGCACAUUGGUUGGCGUGUAUAUGGUAUGCAAUUGGUAGUGCAGAAUUAUCACACAAAGAGUACACAUGGCUGCAUCAGCUUUCUAAACAAGUAACCCAACCCUAUACAUCAACAAAUGGAACAGUACCCACCGGAGGUCCGACGUUAAAAUCUCGAUAUGUCACAUCCUUAUACUUCACACUAUCCACAAUCACAUCCAUCGGUUUUGGUAAUGUAUCGGCGACGACAGACUCUGAAAAGAUAUUCACAAUUAUAAUGAUGAUAUUGGGAUCUUUGAUGUAUGCGUCGGUGUUCGGAAAUGUGUCUGCGAUCAUUCAAAGGUUGUACUCUGGAACUGCACGAUACCAUACAGAAAUGUCGAGGCUCAGAGAGUUUAUCAGAUUUCAUCAGAUUCCCAACCCUCUACGACAACGGCUCGAGGACUAUUUCCAACACGCGUGGGCUUAUACCAACGGAAUCGAUAUGAAUCUGGUGCUGAAGGGGUUUCCCGACUGUCUGCAGGCUGAUAUUUGUUUACAUUUGAAUCGAAAUCUGUUGAGCGGCUGUGCAGCGUUCGCAGGGAGUACGCCUGGGUGUUUGAGAGCGUUGUCGAUGAGGUUUCGCACCACACACUCACCGCCUGGAGACACCCUCGUACAUCGUGGCGACAUUCUAACCGGCCUCUAUUUCAUCGCUCGAGGCAGUGUCGAGAUUCUGAACGAUGACAACAAUGUGAUGGGCGUGCUCGGCAAGGACGACAUCUUCGGAGAGAAUCCGCUUCUCUAUGAUGAAGUGGGCAAGUCGUCGUGCAAUGUGAGAGCGCUCACCAAUUGUGAUCUUCAUAAGAUAUUGAGAGACGACCUCCUCGACGUGCUCGACAUGUAUCCAGAAUUUGCGGAAACGUUCUGCAAAAACCUCACCAUCACCUACAACCUCCGCGAUGAUGCUCAGAGCUUACGAAAAAAGUUCGACCGCCAUAAACUGCUCAGAAUGUCGUCGUCGUUGAACAAAGACAGGCAUACAACACCACCGGAUGGUGAGAGUAGGACAACUGGAGCGGUGAGACGAAGUGCCGAGUCGGUGUCAAGAUGCGACUCGAAUCCUAUCGAUAGGAGGCAAAGUGCCGGAUCUAGGAGCUCAUCGCGAUGCUCACCCCCACACGCUGCUCUGACCGCAACCCGAUCGGAAGCCACUCCGCUACUGCGUCGACCCGUCGUCCAGCACGAAGAAGACGACGCGCUUUUCGAUGAUAUUCGAGCAUUCGCCCGCGGGAAUACGGUUACGGUAUCGCCGACUGUCGCCGGAAAUCAUUCAGUGUCACCGACGACGGCAAUCCAUAAUAUGGAUGGAACACAAUCGCAACAGUUGAGCGACCGAUCAAACGAAUAUGAAGAUCGAAGGACGUCGUACAUGUUCACGAGGAGGCUUGAAAAUAUCGAGAGCCAAAUCGAGCGAAUGCAAAACAAGUUCAACAGCGACAUGGAGACACUCAUCAAGCUGGUAAAAGAUCAGGCAAUGGCUCGAAACAACGGAUCAUCGAAUGAAGGCGACGUCCAAUAUCCACGUCAUCGGCCAAACAACUACAUCUCCUCAGCAAUUCGUCUUCCGAAUGGUGGUGGUGGUGGAGUCGUCGAAGAUAUGAGAGUAUCCAGAUUAUCUUCCCACGAACCUCCGACGCCUACUCAGGAAUCCGACACGAUUUUGUGA